AUGGAGUUCCUGAAUCCCGUACGCAUCGCGCCGUUGAAAGGCACUGCCCGGAAGCCGGUUCUUCCUCUUGGUUUGUCGGCUCCUUGAAUGCUAUCCCUAGCGAAGGGGGUGAUGCUAAUGCUGGAUCCGAGGCUAGAAAUCAUCUCGACAAUACUGGAAUACCUCCCCGUUCAAGACCUGUGCAGGUUUGCCCGGGUAUCUAAACGGUUACAGGAGAUGGUCUACGAUGAUAGCCGAUGGGUGCAUAAGCUAAAGCUGAUGGGUAUCUGGAACGAAAUGGAAGCACGCCGCCGGUUUGAAGAUGCAAUGCGUCGGAGGAGGGCUGUCCAAGCUGCAAGAGCGGCGGAGGAGGAAAGGAAGGCUUUGCAAAAUGGGCCCAAAACUCUGAAUACUGGCCCAGCCGGUCGGCCUUCUGCUCCUGGAGUGGGUGGGUCUUUGACUCUAUUUGAUGCCGGGGAAGAGGACCAUAGAGUUCAGGUUCAACGGGAAGCUAGCAUACGAAGGGCGGAGCUAGAUGCAAAGAGGCGGACGGUUGCAGGCACGAUAACGGAGGGGAUUGACCUCAUGAACCUUGCUCCGCUGAAGCCGAUUGAUACACCGAGGCCUAGUAUGGCGGACCCAAGCUCAUUACUAAAAGUCUUGCCAUCGAUAAAGUCCAUUAGAGGGUUCGCCAGGCAUGAGUUUGGGAAGAUCUAUGCGGCACUGGGGCCAUUAUAUUUUGACCUUGCCAAGGCGAAGACUCAUACCGAUCCAGUCGUUUUCAGGAUAUAUCGGGAUCCCGAACAGCAGGCGCAGAUACUUGGGCAAUUGAAGGUCUUCGCGCAGUGUGAUACGGCACACGGGUGGAUGGAUAGGCUGGAGAGGCUGAAUCUCAUGAUUGGGAUUUUUGAGAAUGCAGCCCUGAGAGAAUUUGAGGGGUCAGCUUCUCAGCCCAACGUGGAGAGGGCCAUGCGGCUAACUAUCAUAGAGGAUACGAGACUGGGGAUAUCGACGGACGCAUGAGACGUUAUGCCAAUGUCCUCAUCCUCCUCAACGGCGGCCAGGCAUGUGUCCAAUUGUUUGUUCAGAAGCAUCCCGUCAUGUUCGAACGUGGGGAGCUGGGGAAUCCAAUGGAUAGCUUCGAGUCAGAGCACGUCUUGCCCCUAGAUUGGUAGUUUUCUAAUGAAUUUGCAGUAAACCGAUGCCUGGUUCCUUUUCGUUAGAACCUUCGUUACUUUUCUUCACCCGGCUCUCUGCGCUUCUCCUUGAGCAAGCAGAUGUUAUUGACAGGGUAUUUCCUGCGACUGUCAAUGUUAUGAUUCCUUUCUUAGAGCGGGUUGCAGAAGAUGUUAUCAGCGAGUUUGUUACUCCGAUUCUCGACGAAGCUCAUGAUCGCGAUAUCGAGCAGUAUCUAAAGGCUGUGGCUGGAAUCUAUCAUCGAUUGCUCGAAUUUGCCAAGACUGUUAAGGCAACUAAAGGCUCCGGGGAGAACUUCCCCGAAGAGGCGAUGAAGAUUAUGGGCCGGGUUUUUGAGGCACACGUGGAUCUCUACCUGCAGGACGAGCUAGACUACUUCCGAAAGAAGUGCGAAGCAGAAGUUGACUCAUGGGAAAAGAAGGUAAGCCGAUUAUCCGGUGUCUGUCGAUAUAGGAUGCUGACUAGUCUUUAAGAUUGUGGAAAAGGACGCAGCCACCGAAUCAUUUUUCAUGAGCAAUAUCAACCGAGAGGCAGAUAAGCGAGAUUUUCUAUCAACAUUCAAAAAGGUUAUUCUCAUGCCCGUUUCGGUUAUUCCGUCCCCCUUCUCAGCCAAACCCGCUUCUGCUACUGAGACAAAACCUGCCGAGUCAAGCCCAUAUGCGAAUUCGAACACACCGGGCGGGCUGGAGACCCCCAACGCGUCUCGUCCCGCCGCACCCAUGACCGCAGGGCAGGCCACCCCUGGGCCACUACCAACCACUGAAUUGGCUGCAAAGGCAGCGAUCAUGAAUUCUAGACUGGAGGGAAUUCGGUCAUUGUUCAGUCUGGAAGUUGCGUUGAACCUGGUGCAUUCUGCUAAAUCUAGUCUUGAGAGAGCCGCGUUGUUUACUAGUGCCGGCGGGCAGACCGGAGAAGAAGCGUAGGUAGCUCACUCUCCUCGGUCAGAUGCGAGACUAACACAUGGUAGCCGUGAGCAAUGCGAGCAGAUAUUCAUUGCGCUACUUCAAGUACUAGGCCCGCGGCACGUGAAGGCUGGUUUUGACAAAGCUGUCGAGCAUCUAUCGAAAUAUAACCCCCGAGAAAUCACGGAGCACUCUCAACCCGGAGUGGCACCUCUAGUUACAUUUUUAGAGUUAGUCAACGUCGGUGAUCUUAUCCAACAAAUGAUAGACGUAUUUUACGAGCAAGAGCUCGUAGCAACAAAGCUUACAGAUCCCAGAGAUUUCCUAAACCCCGCCGCUAAGGAAAAGAAGCGGUUCGAGCAGAUGCUCGACGAAAGAGUCGCCGCCGGAUUAAAUAUGGGAAUAGAUGUGAUACACCUGAAGUCAUAAUCCAAUCAUAUACAUAUACUAAUUUCAUACCCCGUAGGUCCUAAUGGAUGAAGCAGACCACCUUUUCGCAAUAACCCAGCAAGCCACAGACUUCAACCCCGGCGCCAUUGGUGACGCAGGGCUUCGAGACUUCGACAUAGGCCCUACCAAGACCGCGAUACGAGUGAUAGAGGUCGUAUCUUCCCACACAAAGCUUCUUACCGGCAGCACGGACAAGAACGUCCUAGACGUUUUCAAUCAAGAAGUCGGGAUUCGACUCUUCGCCUCCCUGUGCAAGCAUAUCAAGCGUCAACGCAUCAGCGUCGAUGGUGCCGUGAAACUAAUCAGGUUUUACCUCCCCUCCCCUUGCCCUCCAAAACAAGAAAAGGGAGGAAAAGAAAAAAGGAUUCCUCAAUAAUCACAAUCAAAAUUCUAACUGAUGGUGGCAAGCGACUUGAACCAUUACCACGCCUACAUAACAACGCUGAAAAUCAAGCCGCUGGUGCCAUACUUCAACGCCCUCCGCGAACUCUCGCAGAUAUACCUCAUCGACCCAUCGCAUGCGAAACAAAUGGCGACCGUGAUCGCAGAUCCGAAUCGGUUUGGCGGGAUAUUUAGGGUCGAGGAGGUGUAUGAGUAUGCUACCCGACGGGAGGAUUGGUACAGGGUUAAGAAGGAGGUCGAGAGGGCUAUGUAUGGAAUUGGGUGCUGUAUAUCUUGA
Messenger RNA from Tuber aestivum (summer truffle), 3207 nucleotides. NCBI's taxonomy places the organism in Eukaryota, Fungi, Ascomycota, Pezizomycetes, Pezizales, Tuberaceae. The record is from the annotation of a GenBank genome assembly.